UUCGCUUACAAAAAGAGCUGCGCAUGCGCAUGUAUGAGGAGCCUAUGGAGGAAAUUGCACUGUUGCUCGUGGGUCGAACAGGCGCUCGAGUGGCAAAACCACUAUGACAUAUUCCACUUUUCCAUUCUGUUCAUACUGGUAGCUCUGUUCACUGCUUGCUUCUUAUCGACCGUUGUAUCUCCAUUGGUGCGAUUCGUCUUCGAAACCCAUGACUCCUUCAUUGUGAUGCCCAUAUGGUAUCCGUGGGACAUGCUCGCCAGCCCAGUGCGAUUCUGGCUCGCCUACGUGUACGAAUCGAUCGUCCUUUGGUACACGGGUGUUCACUUCCUGCAUUCCGGAACUCUUUACUUCUACGCCAUCGCGACGGCUAAGACAAGAUUCCACGUCUUGAGUGACCACAUCGUCAACGUUGCAGUCCAGUCAGAUUGCUCCAAUCCUAAUGAAUGGAAGUGUUCUCUCAAAACAGGCAGAAAAAAUUAUUUAAUCGUGCAUUCUUGCCGUACAUAACGGCGUUACAUUUUGUCACAACUGCAUCAGCCACAAUCAUGACUUUUGGAGCCAUUAACGAGAUACGUAGUAACGGCAAAGUUACCAUGAACGCGCUGAACAACAUGUCAUACUGCGGCACCAGUUUUGGAUCAUGGUUAGCUUUAAGCUACUGUGCAAAUCGUCUUCAAGAGGCGCAUGAUCGCCUCCGCUACUCCUUGUGGGAAAGUGAUUGGACGUUAGGAGGUAGAGAAUUCAAACAAAAUUUUCUCAACUGCGAAACUCUCCUGUGUUAUCGCAUGCCGUUGAAAGCCUACAAGUUCUAUCAGAUUAAUUUGCACUCGUUUACAAGAAAUUUCUACAAUGUGUGGUCUGUCAUCGCAUUCCUGUACCAGGUGUCGGGGAAACAACUAAGGCGUAAUUCCACGGCAUAAAUUACCUGUUUAAUUGUACGUCUCAUCAACCAGUCACUCCGAGUCUCAACCGACGCACCGGAUGAUGGUACAAAAAGUCAGACUUUACAGAAAAAGUUUUGAAUUCGCUUUUCAACUGGGCAUCUUCGAACUCUUCAUCCAAGUUGAUUUCAAUUUCUACAGGUCUUCAGGGAAAUGAAAUUAAAUAAGACGCACCGACCCGCUGAACUUCUUUGUUCAUUACAAAUAAGUUGUUACAGAGAUUUUCAAUACAAACUGCCCUCUUUUCGAAUAUUAAAGACUCACAAUAAUUAAUGUUA
This is a messenger RNA of Bemisia tabaci, 1219 nucleotides long. RefSeq lists its product as uncharacterized. Gene Ontology annotation, biological process: sensory perception of smell; detection of chemical stimulus involved in sensory perception of smell. NCBI's taxonomy places the organism in Eukaryota, Metazoa, Arthropoda, Insecta, Hemiptera, Aleyrodidae. Gene Ontology annotation, molecular function: odorant binding; olfactory receptor activity. Gene Ontology annotation, cellular component: plasma membrane. The record is from RefSeq and is a predicted model, not a curated record.